This is a messenger RNA of Saprolegnia diclina VS20, 1739 nucleotides long. RefSeq lists its product as hypothetical. Lineage: Eukaryota; Oomycota; Saprolegniomycetes; Saprolegniales; Saprolegniaceae. Bases 12 to 1739 code for a protein of 575 amino acids. The record is from RefSeq and is a predicted model, not a curated record. The transcript has a single exon. Gene Ontology annotation, cellular component: cytosol. Gene Ontology annotation, biological process: proteolysis. Gene Ontology annotation, molecular function: serine-type endopeptidase activity; tripeptidyl-peptidase activity.
AUGAUGUCGACAUGUCGACGGUCGUCAAGGCCAAGGAUGGCAAGCUCAAGGUCGGCAAGAAGACGUGGACGCUCAACCCAUCGUGGACCGCCGUCGAUGGCUCGUACCGCAUCGGCUCCAAGCGCGCAUACGAGCUUUUUCCCGCGCCGCUCGUCAAGCGCCUCAAAGCCGAGGCCAAAGACGCCUUUCUCACAUUGCACCGGGUGGCCGUCGACGUUGUCCAAGCCAAGUUGGUGGCGUGGGAGACGUCCGAGCGUACGGUCGACGUGCGCCGUGACCUACUGGCACAGCUCUCGAUCCUCGACGAAUCGGCCAAGAGCUUUGACGACAUGGGGCCUGUGUACGACUGCAUCCUCUUUUUUGACGGGAGCGAGUGGCGGGCGGCGAUCGACGACUCGGGCAACUGCGACUUUGGCGCGAUCGAAGCCAUCGGCGUCUAUCACAAGCGGUGCGAGUUUCGCUGUUUUAGCGACGCCUCCCAGCUGCACUACGCCUUUAACGUCUACGACAACGGCGACGUCCUUAGCAUCGUCUGUGACGCCGGGUCGCACGGCACGCACGUCGCGUCGAUCGCGGCCGGUCACGACCCAGAAAACGCAGCCAACAAUGGAAUUGCGCCCGGCGCGCAGCUCGUAUCGAUCAAGAUUGGCGACACACGCAUGGGGUCGGCCGAGACGGGCACUGCCAUCUCGCGCGGUAUCCUCGCGGUCCUCCAGCACAAGUGCGACGUCGUCAACAUGAGCUACGGCGAACACGUCGUACAUCCCAACCACAGCCGAUCCGUCGACCUCAUCAACGAGCUCGUCCACGACCACGGCGUCACGUUUGUAGGCAGCGUGGGCAACGACGGCCCGGCGCUCGGGACGAUCAAAGGUCCGUGCGGGCUCUCAUCCAGCGUACUCGGUGUCGGCGCGUACGUUUCACGGGACAUGAUGUCCAAUGUCCACAGCUUGUGCCCGCCGUUCGCCGAGUCGACGUUGUAUACGUGGUCGUCGCGCGGCCCGUCGUUAGACGGCGACAAUGGCAUCUCGGUCGUCGCACCCGGUGGUGCGAUCACGUCAGUGUCCCAUUGGACACUGAGCAAGCAGCAGCUCAAGAACGGAACGUCGAUGGCCGCGCCGCACUGCGCGGGCGUCCUCGCGCUUCUCAUCAGCGGUCUCAAGGCGCAGCAGAUUCCAUACCACCCGUACAGUCUCCGACACGCUCUCGAAGCGACAGCGACGCCAUUGCCGGGUGUCGGGGCCCAAGAGCAAGGCUGCGGCUUGGUCAACACGCCAGGAGCGUUUGACCACGCGGUGCGUCAUGGCCCUCGCCUUUCUGGGCAACCGUGGUUCCUGGACGUGCGCGUGACGUCGCCAGGACGACCGACGGCGCGGGGCAUCUGCCUCCGCGAGCCGUUCGAGGUGACGCCGGCGCGUGUCGAGCGGACGAUCAAAGUGACACCAGUCUUUCCAAAGGCGGCGCCAAACACCGAUCGGGUCGCGUAUGCAAAAACGUUGCGUCUGGUCGCGACGCAGCCGUGGGUGCGCGUGCCGUCGAUGCUGACGCUGUGCAACGACGGCCGGUCGUUUGUCGUCUCGAUCGAAAUCGAGCACGUGGCGACGAACUUUGACGCGCAGAUUCUGGCGUUUGAGACGCCAUCGAUCGACGAACCCUGUGCUACAGUGUCUAAAUCGCCGGACGAAAAGAAAUCGACUAAAAUUUUCCAUUCUGACUGGAAAGAACGAGUUGAGCGUUGA